Messenger RNA from Cordyceps fumosorosea ARSEF 2679, 618 nucleotides. RefSeq lists its product as hypothetical. The transcript has 2 exons. Lineage: Eukaryota; Fungi; Ascomycota; Sordariomycetes; Hypocreales; Cordycipitaceae. The coding region runs from base 1 to 618 and encodes 205 amino acids. The record is from RefSeq and is a predicted model, not a curated record.
AUGCCUACGGCUUUAGAAGCUUCUGGUAUGCUUCUGCAAAUGAGAUUGCUGCUCUGGACAAGGCAGUCUCCCGCGCCGUCGCAGCGUUUUAAGAAGGAGGCUACUACACCGCAGAGGGAAUCAGAAAACUCUGGUGCGCUGGCCUUCCCAUGCACCACCCUUGGCGAGCCCAUCUACAGUGAAGGAGAUCGCGCAGAGGUCGUUGACACCGCAGAUGCCUAUGUCACCCGAAUGACCAAUGCUGCUCUCCGCAAACGAAUGGAGCUCAAGAGCAGCAUCGUGCAAGCACUUCUCGACAGGAUAAUAAGCGAAAGGCUCCAAGACCUCCGCGACUCCGCAACAGCAGAGAUAAAGCAAAAGCUCAACGACAGCGAACUCGAGGAUCGCGUCAAGGCCGCUUUGAAGACGAAGCUCGCUCCCUACGAAGCGUUAAUGGAUGAUUACGAGCGGCUCGCGAGUCGCCUCAUCUAUCACUGCGACACCGCCGAUCAGCUCAGAGUGCGGCGUACGAAGCUCAUGGACGCAGGCGUCAUGCCGCCCACUGCUGCUUCCUGGGUCUCAGAAGAUAUCGGGCUCAUUCAAGGACGUUGCGUUAUCUUGGAUGGCGAUGAGUUCUGA